This is a messenger RNA of Prorocentrum cordatum, 558 nucleotides long. The record is from the annotation of a GenBank genome assembly. Lineage: Eukaryota; Dinophyceae; Prorocentrales; Prorocentraceae.
AUGUUUGGUCCAAGGUGUCGGUCGGGCGCAGCUUGUGUUGGAAGCCUCCUCAUUUCUCUUAUGUCUGAGUCGGCCAGCCAAGACGAAAGUUGCAGUGGCAGUGAAUGUGAGAACGCCGUGGAGGUCCUUGUUGGUCCAAAGGGCCAUCGAAAUUUGGCCAUCCGAGGAGGGGUGAAUAUAGUUCAAUGCUGUUGUUCCAUGAUGCUUGCAGCUUGUGGAGUAUCACCGUCUUAUUUUUUGGCAGCCGCGUUAUGUAGCGUGUGCUCUGCCAUCACUUUGUUCUACCAGUGGCACACUGCAAACCCCUGGAUGUUUGUAGCACGGGGAGUUGUGAAUGUGAUGAACUGCUUACUCUCAUUAGGACAGGCAGUCCAUCUUUUUCGGCACGACUGGCUCGAAACAUGGGGAAAUGACCUCAUGGCGUUGAAGGUGUGCCACGUGAUCAGCGCAGCACUCUCGUUGCUCAAAGCUCGCUCGCUGUUCCUCCAGUACAGGUUCCCACGGGCAGGGAUGGGUAUUCGUGGAAACGAGCAGCUUUUCUACCGCGGCUGCAUAUAA